Cygnus atratus (black swan) is the source of this 3424-nucleotide messenger RNA. RefSeq names its product carboxyl-terminal PDZ ligand of neuronal nitric oxide synthase protein-like. Gene Ontology annotation, molecular function: nitric-oxide synthase binding. Lineage: Eukaryota; Metazoa; Chordata; Aves; Anseriformes; Anatidae. The transcript is spliced from 11 exons. The record is from RefSeq and is a predicted model, not a curated record. The coding region runs from base 13 to 1938 and encodes 641 amino acids.
GCCGCCGCCGCGAUGCCGGUGAAGAACCGGUACAACCUGGUGGACGAUGGCUGCGACUCCCGCGUCCCGCUGCACAACGAGGAGGCCUUCCAGCACGGCAUCCACUUCCAGGCCAAGUACAUCGGUAGCUUGGAUGUGCCCAGGCCCAGCAGUCGCGUGGAGAUUGUGGCAGCCAUGAGAAGGAUUCGGUAUGAAUUCAAAGCCAAGAACAUUAAGAAGAAGAAGGUGAGCAUCAUUGUGUCCGUGGACGGCGUGAAGGUGAUCCUGCGCAAGAAGCAGAAGCGCAAGGAAUGGACCUGGGACGAGAGCAAGAUGGUGGUGAUGCAUGAUCCCGUGUACAGAAUUUUCUACGUGUCUCACGACUCGCAAGACCUGAAAAUAUUCAGUUACAUCGCGAGGGACGGCGCCAACAACUCCUUCAGGUGCAACGUCUUCAAAUCCAAGAAGAAGAGCCAGGCCAUGCGCGUGGUGCGCACGGUGGGCCAGGCCUUCGAGGUGUGCCACAAGCUGAGCCUGCAGCACGCCCUGCAGAACGCCGACGGCCAGGCGGACGGCGCCAGCGACAAGUCGGCGGAGGAGCAGCCGCCCGAAGUGCACCAGAUAAAGGGCUCCAAGAUCACAGAUGUGGACGAGGUUGGCCUCGACUCUGAUGGCAUCUGCGUGUCUGAGAGGGGACCAGGAGAGCUGCCUGCUGCCAGGGGUGAGCUCAGCGUGCUGAAACCUGGACAAGGCACCAAGGACAAGAACUGCCAGGACCCCGAGAGCUGCUCCCUGUGCCCGGCCGGCUCCCAGCAGCUGCUCAGCCCCGGCAGCCCCUGCUCCUCGGCCUCCAUCACGCCGCUGGCCUCCCAGCACUGCCUCCAGCUCCUCCAGCAGCAGCUCCUCCAGCAGCAGCAGCAGACGCAGGUGGCGGUGGCUCAGGUGCAGCUGCUGAAGGACCAGCUGGCGGCAGAGACGGCGGCGCGCAUCGAGGCGCAGGCCCGGGUGCGGCAGCUGCUGCUGACCAACCGCGACCUGCUGCAGCACGUCUCGCUGCUGGUGCGGCAGCUGAAGGCGCUGGAGAGCCGGGCACAGCGCCGGCAGCCGGUUGACCGCUCGCUGCAGAACCUGUCCCUGGCGCAGUCGCUGUCCCUCAACCUGAAGAACCACUACAGCCUGGACGUCGCCCUGCCCUCCACCUCCACGCCCGCCAGCGUCCUGGGCAGCCCCGUGGGCCCCCGCUCGCUGUCGGCCCUGGGCGCUGGGGAUUCCUACCUCAACCUGCUGGGCCUGGAGAGGGGCGGCCCCUGCUUCGGCAGCAAGGAGGGGGACGAGAGCCUGGCCGCCGCGCUGGAGGGGCAGGACGGGCUCGGCAGGCGCGUGGAGGGCUCCGAGGUCAGCGACGUGGCUCUGCUCAACGGGAGCGGCCGGCAGAAGGCAGAGGACGUGGACAGAGGGGACGAGGACAGGCGGCAGCAGCCCAUUCCCAAGCUGAACCCGCCGCCACCCAUCCUACGCAAGAGGUCAAGCAAGACCUCCCCGAGCCUGGAAGUGGAGGCUAAGCCCGAGAGCACUGCCCACGUGAGCCUUCCCAGCCCCAGCGUGUCCAGCCUCACCAACAUCACUGCCAGCUCCCUCACCCUCUUGGACUCUGAGACAAGGACUCCUGCUUGGAGCGCUGCCGCCAGCACAGAGCCCGUCCCCUCCAGGACCUUCCAACGUGUUCUCAGCAAGGACAGGGCUGGGGAGAACGGGCACACGUCCCCACCAGCCAGCUGCCACGACCCGGCAGCCAGUGAGGUCCUGGGCAAGGACUUGGCUGUGCUGGUGAGCCCCACGGACAGCAUACCGCCCUUCUCUCCUGUGGACGACACCUGCCUACACAUCAGCUUCUCAGAAGAUGAGCUGCUGGAACCGGAGCUGGACACUGUGGUGGGGCCCAGCAGGGUCCCCUCUUAGUCGGACCACGGCGUGUGGCAGCUGGCUGGAGGCAGCCCCAGCGGCUCCAUCCACACCUCUCCCCAACCUGCGCUGGGGUUGGGGGCCCUCGCGCCCCAGCUGGGCAGCAGGUCCCUUCUCUGUCCCUGCCCGCUGCACCAGCUCACACUGCCCUCCCGCUGUCCCCUGUCCUUGUCUGCCUGUCCUGCCUCUGCUCGGGGUGUCACGUUGGUCCCUGCCUCUGGGGAGCUCUCGCUGCUGCUAUCAGGCAGGGGCACAGGCCACGCUCACCACUACGUCCCUGCUGCUGACAGCCCGGGGCCACCCCAAACUUCCUGCAGCAGGGUUGCCUCCUCUGGCCCCCGUGCAGUGGGGUGGCCUGCGGGGGUCUUGGGAGGAUGCAAACAGUGCUGCUGGACACCAGGACAUGCUGGAUGCGGAUGGCACUGGUUGGGCUUGCUCUGAGGCGGUUCCCAGCCAGCCAGCGGUCACCGCACGGUGCUGUGCUCACCGUCACCCUGCCUGUCCCACCCCAGAAACAUCCCUGGAGCUCCUGGGGAGGGGCACGGCAGGGCUGUAAAUACUCGGACACGAGGCUCCUGCUGCUACCCCAGCCCAUCAGAGUCCAUCCACCCUAACACCAUGUGCCACCCCAGCGGGUGCUUCGCUGCCCUGACACCAGCCCUGUUCUGGGGACAGCAGCCUCACUUUCCUGCUGCCACGUCCCCAUGCGGCGAUGCCACCGCUGCCUCCCUCAAAGGUGCCUUUUCCUGCUGCCCAUGCGGGCUGGGGGCCGCCCCACAGGAGGCCACUACGGGGCGAUCAGGUGCAGGGGAGCCCGGAGAGCCCAUUGCUGCAGCGGGUGCUGCCUGCACCUUGGGGUGUUGGAGGCAGCUGCUCCGUGGUUGAGCCUCGCUUGCCUCUGGGCAGGCGGGGGCCGCAGGCGGACGCUGCUAUGUCAUGUUGGGGCGUUACAGUACAGUUUGGGUUUGUUUGGGAAGUGUGAAUGUCUGGGGAUGAGUUUGCAUACUGAAGGUCCAAGGAAGAAACCCAGCCCUGGGGGAACACCCGAGGAUGCCGGGUGCUGCCACACGUCCCCCAGCAGCACAGGAGCUGGGGCGGGUUUUGGGGAGGGACCCCGGGAGGCGAUCUUCAUGUGGGUGUCUGCGAGAGGGGCUUUGGGAAGGUGCUGGAGGGUCGAGGUGGGGAAGUGUCAGGAGAUGGAGAAUCGGAGCAGCUCUGCCCCAGUCCCGGUGCAGCACGAGGGGGUGGUGGGACCCCAGGGCCCCCCGGCUGCACAGCACCGCGGGGCCCAGUGCUGGCCAGGAGCCGCCGAGCGGGAGCUGAUAGCAGAGGGCCCUUGGCACCGCUGCGGUGGGAGCUGCGGGCUGGUGGAGCUGUGGUCGGGCUGUGCGUUAGCGUGGUAGAGGCAGAGCGACCGCUCCUUAGGAGAUAACGUACACUACGGUUUGGUAACUGACUUUUAAAGAAAAUAAACGUCUUGGGU